This is a messenger RNA of Vidua chalybeata, 2898 nucleotides long. Its product is annotated as basic proline-rich protein-like. NCBI's taxonomy places the organism in Eukaryota, Metazoa, Chordata, Aves, Passeriformes, Viduidae. The coding region runs from base 64 to 2565 and encodes 833 amino acids. The record is from RefSeq and is a predicted model, not a curated record. The transcript has 13 exons.
UCCCCUCGUCCAUGGGUAUUCCAUGCCCUGGGGGUGCAGGAUCCCCUCGUCCAUGGGUAUUCCAUGCCUUGGGGGUGCAGGGACCCCCCUUUCAGGGGGACUCCGGGUGCCGAUGGGGUCGAUGGGCAGUUUGCGGGUCUUUGCUCCCACCCCGCUGACGGAUCCGAGAUUCCCGGAGGAAUUUGGAUCCCCAGGGGAUCAGGGAAGCGGCGCUUCCCGGGCUCUGCGCGCCCCCGUUCUUCUCGGGGGCGGAAUCAGCGCCGGGAGCGGGAUGGGAAGAGGAAGGGAAACUCCCGGGGGGAAACUCCCGGGAGGAAACUCCGGGAGAGCUCCGCAGGAGGGAUCGGCUCCCGCCGGAUGUUGCGGAUCCCGCAGUCCCGGGGGCCAAGGCGGCCCUCGGGCAGGAUGUUCCCCGCGCCGGGCUGCAGGAGGGGCUUCCCCAGGGAGCCUGCCCCGUGGUGGGAUGGGCCGUGGCCGUGUCCCCCUGCCGGCCCCGAGGACGCCUGGGACGGGCCACCAUGGGACGGGCCACCCCGGAAUGGGCCACCAUGGGAUGGGCCACCAUGGGACGGACCACCAUGGGACAGGCCACCCCGGAAUGGGCCACCAUGGGACGGGCCACCAUGGGAUGGGCCACCCCGGAAUGGGCCACCAUGGGACGGGCCACCCCGGAAUGGGCCACCAUGGGAUGGGCCACCCUGUGAUGGACCACCAUGGGACAGGCCACCCCGGAAUGGGCCACCCCGGGACGGGCCACCCCAGGAUGGGCCACCCCAGGACGGGCCACCCUGCGAUGGGCCACCCCCGGACGGGCCACCCCGGGACAGGCCACCCCGGAAUGGGCCACCAUGGGACCAGCCACCCCGGGAUGGGCCACCCCGGGACGAGCCACCCCUGGACGGCCCACCCCGGGACGGGCCACCCCGGGAUGGACCACCCCGGAAUGGGCCACCCCGAAAUGGGCCACCCCGGAAUGGGCCACCAUGGGACCAGCCACCCCAGGAUGGGCCACCCCGGAAUGGGCCACCCCAGGAUGGGCCACCCCGGGACGGGCCACCCUGCAAUGGGCCACCCCGGAAUGGGCCACCCUGCAAUGGGCCACCCCGGGACCAGCCACCCUGCGAUGGGCCACCCUGGGAACACCAGCACAGGAGUCGUCAGCACAGGAGGCACCCGCCCAGUCCCAGAGCCCCCAGACCCUUCCCUGGCCCCGCUGACGUCCCGUGGCAGGAGGAGGAGGAGGGCAGGAGGUGGGCACGCCACGACUGUCCCCUGCCACCCCCUUGGGAUGGCAGAGAAGCCAUGCCAGGCCCUGAGGACGGCUUUGGAGAAAUCUGGUACCAGGAUGGGCUGCCUGACCACUGGCCCGAAUUCCCCGAGGAGGAGCAGCCCCCGCCCGGGCCCCCCGCCGGCCCUCCAGGGAAUCCAGGGACUUUCCGGGAGCACCGCCCGCCCUGGAGCCAUCGCCGUGCCGGGAGACGCCCGAGCCACCUCCGGCACCUGAUGCUGGUGCCCCGGGCGUGGUGUCCCCGACCCCCGCGAGGGCACAAGCCUCGCUCCAAGCCCUCCUCCCCUGCCCACUUCAAGAGGAGCCAGCCGGCGGCCAGGAAGGAGCUGCAGCCCCCGGAGCCUCCCCAGCCCCCUGCUCCUCUCCAAGGUGCCGCGGAGAGGCCGGAACAGCCGCAGGAUGUGCCAGCGGCGACUGGGAACGGCCUGGAGCCCCCCAGUCCUGCCAGGAGCCCUCAGGAGAGCCCGGCUGCCGAUCCCGGUGCUGCGGAGCCGCCGGUGGAGCUGGAAGCUGGGCAGACCCCUGUGGGCAGCCAGGAUCAGGAUCCCCAUGCUUCAGCAACAGAUCCAGCCCCUCCAGAGGAGACCUCCAGCUGUCCUGAGAUCCAGGAGCGCCUUGAGGUAGAGCCGUGCAGCCCUGGUGUCCCCAAGGCCGGCGGCGGUCACGGGUCACCUCCCCAGAGCCCAGCAGCCCCUCCAGACCCUGCCAAGAGGGAGCUCCAGGAACCCAGCUGCUCUGGAGAGGCAGGGGCUGAGCUCAGCCCACGUUCCUGGGAGCAGCCGCCGGGUGGAGCUGGGGAAGCCGAGGCAGAAGCUGCCCAGGAUGGGCCUCUGCAGAGCCUUCAGCCACCCGAAGAGCCUCAGCUUCCUCCAGGAUCUGCAGCAGAAGCCGAGGCUCAGCCCUGCCAGGCUUCUCCUGGUGCCUGCACCACACCAGAGCCCUGCCCGGGGCCCCAGCACCCGCCUGGGGCCGGUGAGACAAAUCCGGCUGUGUCUGGCCAGCGCCAGCUCUGCUCCGUGCUCCCGACGCCGUUCCCGGCCGGCAUCGAUUCCCGCUCCGCCGCCGUCCUCAGAAGGAAGGCAAAGAUCGAGCUGUCGUACCAGCAGUUCAGCCUGAGCAUCGCCGUGGUGGCCACGAUGCUGCUGCAGAAGGAGCCCUCGAUGGAGGAGGCGCUGGGGCUGGCGCUCAGGGCCAACCUCCGCCAGUGCCGCAUGCACCACCUGCAGCAGCUGGAGGAUUUCAUCGACAGCCUCGACUCGGACACCGCCGGCCUCUGACGGCAGCCACCCCGUCCUGCCAGCUGGCUGGGGGUGAUGGGGGCUGUGACAGGGCUGUGACAGCGCUCUGGGGUGCUCAGGAGGGCGCUGAGCCUGCGGGACAGGGUGGGAGAUGUGGGCAGCCCCACUCUGUCUCUUGGAGAAGGAGGGGUGAGCAGGAUAUGUUUGGGUUUAGCCCUGCCCAAACCCCUGAGGACAGCAAAAGUGUUACUGGUUUUACUGGAGGGAGGGCAGCAGUCCCUCUCCUCCAUUCCUGAUUGCCAGGAAUGUGUCCCCAAACCCCAGCGAGUGUUUUUGGGUUUAAAUCUACAAAUAAACCGCGUCCUCUUUGCA